GUCUCUAUCUUUCUUCCACAUAUAGAUUUUGAAAAAGCAUGAAGCAUUAUUCUAUGGCUAUCUUUCUCCUACUUUUCAUUGUCUCUAUCUUUCACUUCCAAUUGCAAGUCCUCUCCUCACACACUAUUCCCAAUCAAGAUGUUAGCUACAUGAAGUUUGUAGAGGACGCCAAAGAUUUACCAGAAAAAGAAGAAUAUGACUACAUAAUAGUAGGGGGAGGAACUGCAGGCUGCCCAUUAGCCACAACAUUAUCAUCAAAAUUCUCUGUUCUCCUCCUCGAAAGAGGCAGUGAACCCAACAAAUUUCCCUCUGUACUGGUUGAAGAAGGUCUUUUGAAUGCUUUUGCUGCAGAAGAUGACGACAAAAAUCCGUUCCAGCGAUUCAUCUCUGAGGAUGGCGUUGAGAACUUAAGAGGGCGGGUCCUCGGCGGCAGUAGCAUGAUCAAUGCCGGCUUCUACUCGCGGGGCCAUCGAGAGUAUUUUGAGAAGGCGGGCGUGGAGUGGGACAUGGAAUUGGUGGAGAAGGCCUAUCAAUGGGUGGAAGAGACUGUGGUGUCUCGUCCAAGUCUGAGUGCCUUGCAACCUACUUUUAGAAGUGCUUUGUUGGAAAGUGGUGUUCUCCCUGACAAUGGCUUUGGUUUGAGGCAUCUUGUGGGGACUAGAAUUGGAGGUUCCAUCUUUGAUGGAAAAGGGAACCGACAUGGAGCUGUGGAGCUUCUCAAUAAAGCCAAUCCCACAAAUCUUAAAGUUGCCAUCCGGGCUACAGUUGAAAGAAUAAUCUUCUCUGGUUUAUCUGCAAGUGGGGUUUCAUAUUCCGAUUCAGAAGGAAAGUUGCACACAGCAUUCAUACGCAACAAAGGAGAGAUUAUUCUAAGCGCUGGAGCCAUUGGGAGUCCACAACUUCUCCUCCUAAGUGGGAUUGGCCCAAAAUCUCAACUUUCAUCCUUAAAACUACCUGUCGUCCUCCACCAACCAUAUGUCGGCGAAUUCAUGUCCGACAAUCCCCGUUUCGGCCCUAGCAUUGUACUUCCAUUCCCAUUUGUCCCUACGUCGGCAAAAGUGGUUGGAACUUUGGAGAACAAUAUCCAUUUGCAAACUGUCGCCAGCCCUUUACCAUUCUCAAUCCCCCCAUCUUUUAGUCUCCUUCCUCCUCAGUCUAAUUCCGUCAACCUCAGCUUAGUCAUUUUUACAGGAAAAUUCUCGGAGGUUCUUUCUGAGGGGUCCCUCCGCUUGAAUUCUUCCACUGAUGUGAAAAAGAGUCCCAUUGUCCGAUUCAAUUACUAUUCUCAUCCUGAUGAUCUUGCGCGAUGUGUUGUAGGAGUAAGAAAAAUGGGGGAUUUGAUUAAAACCCCAACCAUGGAAAAGAUUAAGACGAGAGAUUUUGAGGGUAAGAAAGUAUUUCAGUUUAUAGGGCCUUCGUUGCCGGAAAAUUUGUCGGAUGAUAGUACUGUUGGAGAGUUCUGUCAUAAAUCGUUGACCACUUAUUGGCAUUACCACGGCGGUUGUUUGGUCGGAAAAGUUGUCGACGGUGACUACAGAGUCAUCGGAAUUGGAAAUCUUCGUGUGGUGGAUGGCUCCACUUUCAUCGACUCGCCUGGAACCAAUCCUAUGGCCACCCUCAUGAUGCUCGGCCGGUAUGUUGGCCUUAAGGUACUGCAACAAAGAUAUUAAAGUUAGAGUGUAAACUAAAAGACCACCAUCUCCCAAGUCACAAUGUUCUUGGUUUUCGAGUGUUGUAUGAUGUUUGUAUCUUAUUUUCAAUUUUUUUUUUAAAGAAUAGAUUUAUUUUGUAAUUGUUUUAUGUUUUCAUUUCGUUCAAAAAAUUAAUGUUAAACCCAUCUUAAAAUUUUCUUGAACGAACCUACCUAUCAUUUCUUGAGAAAAACAAAUAGCGUAUCAUAGAAAU
This is a messenger RNA of Momordica charantia (bitter melon), 1905 nucleotides long. RefSeq names its product (R)-mandelonitrile lyase 1. Gene Ontology annotation, molecular function: flavin adenine dinucleotide binding; oxidoreductase activity, acting on CH-OH group of donors. Lineage: Eukaryota; Viridiplantae; Streptophyta; Magnoliopsida; Cucurbitales; Cucurbitaceae. The record is from RefSeq and is a predicted model, not a curated record.